Molecule: messenger RNA, 5040 nt
Organism: Platichthys flesus (European flounder)
Lineage: Eukaryota; Metazoa; Chordata; Actinopteri; Pleuronectiformes; Pleuronectidae
Product: microtubule organization protein AKNA-like
Exons: 22
Coding region: 570-3944 (1124 amino acids)
Biological process (GO): epithelial to mesenchymal transition; neuroblast delamination; neuroblast division in subventricular zone
Cellular component (GO): centrosome
Source: RefSeq, a predicted model, not a curated record
AGUGAAGCGUGGGUUUGUUGGGGGUGUGUGUGUGCGUGGUGUCCAUGGAGACACAGUGCCGCGUCCAUUCACUUGUGUAGUUUUGUGGUUUUCAAGGCAACACAAUCCUGCUGCUGCUGCGACGGGUCUGGAAUCUGCACUUUCUCCUGAAAGGCUCGAUGAAUCCGAACAUCUGCAGCUCGAGAAACGGCGUCAAAUAAAACCAAAGCGACCUCCUCUUCCUCAACAUCACAGAUGAGUACUGACCUCAGUACUGACGCCAGCUCACUGACAUGAGCUGCAGUAUGUAAACCUCUGUAGUCAUGACUCUGAGAGUGGACCUCGAUUCAGAGUCAGAUGAACAAGGAAAUAUGUGGAGGCUUGUCCUGCCGGCCUGGAUUCCAACACCUCCAAGUUCUUCAUCUUUAUGACCAUGUCAACCGUGAGACCAGCGAUACCAAGACCAAUCAAUCAGUCGAUUAAGUAUAUACGGUUCUGAUUCAAGUUUUAUUUUGUAGUUCUAGCCAUGGUUAGCUAGCCAGCAAAGAAGCUAGCUAGCUAACAGCUAGUUAGUAUUGCACACAUUUCUCAUGGAUCACCACUUCACUGCUGAGGAAAUGGCUGCUGCUUCAGGGAUUGAAGAUGAAACUUUCCCUGAGAUGGGCUUCACAGAAAGUCCUUCACAGUCUUACAGCAGCCCCAUAAGCCCCAGGUCCAGUCCUCGUCCUCAGAAGUCUGAAGAGCAGGAGGUGAAGAGGCCUCACACAGCGUCUGUGUUUCCUGAACAAGUAACUCGGGUCUAUGACAGACCUUUGAAUGGAUCCGUUAAGUCAGAUUUGUGUCCUGAAGCUUCACAUCCUGUGAUUUGGACCCUCAGCGGAUUAGAGUCUCUAAAAUCCAAACCCAGUCCCGACAGAGAGCUGAGGACAGCUGAAGUCAAUGAGUCCAGAAACGUGCCUCUGACUUACCCCAUUCCAGACUUCUCGAAGGUAAAGCCCAGGGUCCGUCUCCCUAUAGGUGAUUACCGUCCCCCUGCGAGCAGACCCUCCUCCAUUAGGGAAUCCCUGUCCUCCCACAUAAUGUUCAUGUCGACAGCUGACAUUGUGAGGGAAGUACUACUGAACACCACUGAGGGAUCCAUUGACCCAUCUGCACCAAGCUCCUCUGUGCCUCAGGACUUCAGAUGCCGACAGGAGGCCAUCACACUGGUCGAGCAGCUACAGGAGGACCACAACAGACUGCUGACUAAACACGCUGAGGCGAACAACACCAUUGAUCGUCUGCGACUGAAGGCAAAGGUGGACCUGUACUCUGAGCCUCCACAGCCCGGCCACUCGGUGCAGUCGGGACUGAGCAACAACUCCUCAAAGGUCAUGACCUUGGACUUUCCUCGGGCUCAGAGAGCAGAGAUCAACUCAGGUUCUCUUCAUUCAGACGGACACAGCGCUCCUCCAAGCCCCUACGUGGGAGAGCAGCUGGCCGAGAUUCUCCACACUCAGUCUGACAAGUUCCUCCAGCAGCUGCAGAUUUAUGAAGAUCUCCUGAGGAGAAAACAGCUCAAACCUUCUGAACAGAUCAGGGGCCUCGCACAGCUUAACAAGGGGCUGGACUCUUUAGAAAGGGGGUUCCUGUUUGCCAGGGAGGAGCACAAACUCCUGCAGCAGAGAGGAGAAGACGUCGGCCCCUUUGACCAAGAACGAGAGCUGGGGGGGCUGAUCUUCCAGUGUGGAAUGCGUAUGGAUGAGCUGAAGGAGCAGGCGGAGCAGAUGAGACAGGACCAGCCCACCUGUGAGGCUCCUCCCUCUCCGCCUCCUCACCCCACCCCUCCGUCUGCUCCCUCUGAAGAUGGGAGAUGGAGUCUCCCACAGAGCCCACAUAUGCCUCUGCUGGUGGGUCCAGAAAGUGCAGCAGAGCUGGAGGCGAGCCCAGCCAGUGGAGAAGGUGACGAUGAGGAGACUGACGACGAAGGAACUCUGAAAUGUCAGUAUCUUAAACCUCUGACUGGAAAACACAGACGUGCUCAACAAGACUUUGCUGCACUAACUGAUCACUAUGGAAGCUUCAAGGAACUUCCCAGAACAUUUGAAUAUAACCUCAGGGAAGCAGCUUUCUUCUCUGGGGCUUUAGGAAGCCACGAGCGGCCUGGAGUCGAUGAGACAGAGAGACAAAGGAUUGGAGACAUGGAUGAACAGAGGAUACCAGAACCACACUCUGAGGAAUCUCCUGCUGGCAGCAGAAAGCAGCGGAGCAGAAGGUCCUGUCCAUCUUCACAUGCAGCCACGAGUCCACCCGCCUCGCUCCCCGUUCAUCCGCGGGCUGGCCCCAGGAGGGCAGCGAGAGAGAGGGUUCACAGUAGCAGCCUGAGCAGCCUUGGAGAGACUCCUGCAUCGGAGAGGAGGAACUCCAAACUCCAACCUGGGAGCAGCAGAACACUUAACCAGCCAGAUGGUGUCAUAUCUCCAGAGACAGACAGCGGGUUUAUUGGUUCAGAAACCUGCCAUCUGACUCCCCCAGCUGGCCCCAGUCCUCUCCACCAGGGGGCGUCUCAGAGCUAUUUAGUCCAUCAGGACGGGAACACAAGGACACCUCAGACCAUCUCAGCAUCGUCUCCUCCUUCCUCACCGAUACGCCGGCACACAGCUGCAGAGUCCAGAGGGGCCUCCUGGGCCCUCAGCCCCGAACCGACGAGCAGAGCCCGACAGAGGAGGCGCGACUACUCCUGCUCCCCACAGGGCUGGGUCGGUCAGACAGAGAGAACCAGGGCCGACAGAGGAGCCCGACUGGAGAGUGACAGCACUCACACUGUGUCUGAGGACGGACAGAGUGACCAGUUUGCAGGAUCCCUCAGCUUCCAACCAAGCUCCUCCCCCACAUCACCACGUCACCAUGGCAAUUCUCUCAGAGCUCUGGGACCCAGAGUCGUGGCGGAUCGCAAUGCACUUCGGACUCUGGAGGCCCAGGUCAUCAGACUGGAGGAGAUAAUGCAUCACCUGUUGAAUAAGACAACUCUGAGCUCUGUGAGAGCAGGUCCAUCAGCUCUAGAGAAUCACACUCACCUCUACACAUCCACACCUCGCAGCAGGCCUGAGGAGAGAUGUCAGAAUAACGUCAGGAAGGGAAGAAGAGAAAGACAAAAGGCUGAAGACGUGGAGGAGUGUAUACUGAGACCAACGGCCAUAGAGAGAUCACCCUGUGUGGACUGGCGACCACCACAAAUUGACAUCUGCACAGGUUCAGAUCCGGAGCCGUUUACAUCGCAGCCUCGGCCUCGGAUAUCCAGAUGCACUCAAACAUCCUCUGCAGCACCAGGCAGCUGCUGCUCAAUCACUAAUACUGUCCAGAGCAAUGAAACACACCCGAGGCAGCUUCCAGCCGAGUCUAUUCAAGAGUCAAACACAGCAGAUGAACCUGACCUCAGAAAUCCUCCACCUCCUGUUCUUUGUGUCAAAUGUCUGUCACGUCUCCGAGGACAAUCUGCUCGUCCAACUGGUGGCAGCAGCGAGUCGACCCCCACCCCCUCCUCCUGCUCUCAUCACUGUCCUCUCUGUGGAUGUCUUCAGCCGAACAGAGACACUAAGACAGACUGUCACAGAGACGCCGCCCCACGCUCAAGCUACCAAUCAGCCAAGUCCCCGGACAGAACGGCGAGGAGAGGAUACCACGCGGCUCCUCCUACUCCGCCGCAAUGCAUGCUGGUCGGCCCGCCACUUCUUCUGUACUCACAGCCCGUCCACGUGUCUCCGAGCAAAAACCCCGGCACAUCCUCAGGGGUCAGAGGUCAUAAGGAGUCGAGGGGGAGGAUGAGACGCUCCAGGUCUGUCGAUGGGCAGAUCUCCUUGGACGUCUCGCUGGACAGAGCCAUCAGAGCUGCUCAACACAUGAGACUGACCUCCAGACACAUGGCUUGCUCUCUGGCUACUGGGCUGCAGUUUCAGGAACGGCUGACUCAGUUCUCAAGACGCUAGCCGAACUCACCUCAGAGACCGAGCAACGAUAACUCACAAGACACGAGCUGAAUGAAGGACCUCAUUGAAUAAGACUCAAAAAGAAUCUGAAAUCUUCCUCUUCUUUGUGGAUUCUCUUUGGUUUCAACGUUUAUAGAGAAUUUGUUGAAGCUUCUUUGUUUUUAAAUGUUAUUUAUGGCAACGUUUAAAUGUCAAACUUGAAUUUAUGUUACCAGUCAUAUUGAUUUCAGAAAAGGUGCUGUCGUAUGUUCGUCAUAAUUUUCGUUAAUGAUGCAGAACUGUAGAUCGGUCUGAAAAUGUAUUUGAUCAUAUUGAUUUUUAAAGACAUCAGUUUGCUCUAAAUUCACCUGACAUGAAAAAGUCAAACUGUCUUUUGAGAUAAUACUCAUUUGUUGGUCAUGUGAUUUUAUAUUUAAUGAUCAUGUGACCAUUUAUGUCUAGUCAGUAGUAACAAAAUUGUUUAAUAGUUGUGUUGAGCCACACGAGCAGUAUGGAGGCGUGUUUUUUUCUUUCCACCUCUCCAUCGGCAUAGUGGUGAGUAGAUUAUGAGUGAAUUUUCAUGUUUGGUUAAACUAUCCCUUUAAUCUUUAAAGUGCAGUGGAUAGAAAUCUAUAGUCACAAAACCUCCGAUGCUGGAUAUCCUCUAGAAGUUCUUCUUUGUUGCUGUUAAAAUAAUUGUUCACGUCUAGACUGAAGAUUACAAAUUAUAUAGUUAAUAACUAAAUUCUUUGCAUCAGUUAAAUCUUAUGCUUGUAAAUACACAUGUGCCAGAGUCUCCUGAAACUGAACUUCACAUUCCAGCGCUGCACUUACAAGAAUACAAACAGAGACAUACGAUUAUUUCUACUGUUAAAAUAUUUAUAUGUGGGUUAAACAUACCACGUAUUUCCGUUAACUUCUGUGUUUGUUAGUGUCUAAUCCUUUUUUUUACCUUUUGUACAGUUAUUUUUCAAAUUACUUUUUUUAAUUGUUUUGCAAGGAAUCUUUUUAAAUCUCUAAUUAGCAAUAGUAAAAAGAAAAAUAACACAAUGUUUGUGCGAUUCUGUCUUUUGUUUGUUAUAAAUGCCCUCAAAUAAAUAUGCCAGCUUGAAGGCUA